AUGGCUUCCACGAGUUUUAUGUCAAACCCAAAUAUGAACAUGAGCCAUGUUGCAUUUUCAGACAGCAUUAGUCGUCGGUCGCAUUCAUUUGGGCAAGUUCCAUUGCCCAAGAAAACCGGAACCUCAUCCACCAGACAGGCAAUUUUUGCUUCUCUAGCAGCAACAGCAGUGGCGACCUCCAGGGCACAGCUCAAAACGAGCUCGAGUUUGGCUCACUUUUGGAGAGAGAUCCAUGGCUCCGACGACUGGGAAUAUCUCUUGGAACCAUUGCACCCUCUCCUUCGGCAAGAGAUUAUUCGGUACGGUGAGUUUGUCACCGCCUGUUACAAGGCUUUCGAUCUCGAACCCAACUCCAAACGCUACUUGAAUUGCAAAUACGGGAGGAAGAACAUGUUCAGAGAGGUGGGGAUGGAGAAUUGUGGUUACGAAGUCACCAAGUACAUCUAUGCCACCCCGGACAUCAAUAUUCCGACCCAAAGUGGUGCUUCCUGCGGACGUUGGGUUGGAUAUGUUGCCGUGUCCUCCGAUGACUCUGUCCGGAGGCUUGGGAGGAGAGAUAUAGUCAUUACUUUCAGGGGAACAGUCACUAAUUCCGAGUGGAUCGCAAACCUAAUGAGCUCAUUGACUCCGGCACGGCUUGACCCUCACAAUCCUCGGCCUGAUGUCAAGGUGGAGGCUGGAUUUCUAAGCCUCUAUACUUCAGACGAGAGUACCAGCAAGUUUGGGCUCGGAAGUUGCCGGGAACAGCUUCUUUCAGAGGUGUCUCGGCUGCUAACAAAGUACAAAGGUGAGGAACUGAGCAUAACAGUGGCCGGGCAUAGCAUGGGGAGCUCUCUGGCUCUUUUGCUUGCUUACGAUAUCGCCGAGCUCGGAUUGAACAAACAGAAUUCGAGUCGACACAUACCAAUUACAGUGUUUUCGUUCGGAGGCCCGAGAGUCGGGAACGCAGGCUUCAAGGAAAGGUGUGAGGAAUUGGGUGUUAAAGUCCUAAGAAUAGUGAAUGUGAAUGACCCCAUAACGAAGAUGCCGGGGGUUUUAUUCAACGAGAAUUUUAGGGUUUUGGGGGGAAGAUACGAGUUGCCAUGGAGCUGCUCGUGUUAUUCUCAUGUGGGUAUUGAACUAGUCCUUGACUUCUUCAACAUGAAAAACCCUUCGUGUGUUCAUGAUUUGGAGACAUAUAUCAACUUGCUUAGAUGUCCGAAGCGGCUGGACAUACAUAGACACAGCGUAGAUUUACUCGACAGAGCAAGAGAGAUGCUCCUGACGAGUGCACAAAAUUUUAACAUGUUGCCCUGGAUCAGGACUACUGCUGAUCAGACCAACAGUACUGUAAACUUGGUUCAGUCACAAAAGACAUAUUAA
This is a messenger RNA of Juglans regia (Persian walnut), 1362 nucleotides long. Its product is annotated as galactolipase DONGLE, chloroplastic-like. Lineage: Eukaryota; Viridiplantae; Streptophyta; Magnoliopsida; Fagales; Juglandaceae. The transcript has a single exon. Gene Ontology annotation, biological process: jasmonic acid biosynthetic process. Bases 1 to 1362 code for a protein of 453 amino acids. The record is from RefSeq and is a predicted model, not a curated record. Gene Ontology annotation, molecular function: glycerophospholipid phospholipase A1 activity. Gene Ontology annotation, cellular component: chloroplast.